UUUUGCCAUUUCUUCUUCUUCUUCCAUAUCCUCUAUUUCUUUUUCAUUCUCUGUAGCGUUCCUCUGUUUUUGCUUCCUUUUUUUUUUUUUUUUUUUUUUUUUUUUUUUUUUUUUUUUUUUGUUUCUCUGCUCUCUCUCCGUUGCAGGCUCACCUUCUUCUGGUCAUUUACCCGUUGAAGAUGCAUUUUGGUAUUUGGGUUCUAAUCAUGUUGCAUGUGUUGGCUUUCACAUCAUUAGGCAUUUGCAUCUACUUCUAGAUGAAAGCAAAAGCAAUUCCAAAGACGAUAUACAACACGCAGAAGAAGCUUCAUAUUGCAAAAAUCUAUAGAUCUGCCGGAAAAAUUGCAAAAUUGCUAUUUAGUUGUAAUGCAGGUGCCUUCAAACAUAGCUCCUUUUAUAUUGUCAAGUUUGUUGCUGCCCCCACUGUUGCUUUAAUGGGUGAUGAGGACGUUCCCCUUCUUGAGAAAUGGAAUUUUGAACCAACCAUGGGAGUUGUGGAAGAUGUUCCCAAUUUUCGUGAUUGGGUAGACAAGCUAUUGAAGAUUGCUCCAAUGGAUGGUAGAUCUUGGAAGAUCCUUUCCCAACGAUUUGGUUGGAAAGUAAAAACUCAUGGAUUUGCUAUUCAAGGAGUUAUUGCCGAGGCGGUUGCGACUUCUCGUAUCUCUUUGGAAAGGGCCCAAAAAAAAAUCUUGAGUUCUUUAUCGAAGAGAAAAGCCGUUAAUGAGCAAGAUUCUGAAGAAAAGGAAGACGAGGGCUCUUUGGUAUCAAGGCCACGGGCUCGAAGACGCAUCAUUUCUUAUGAUGAAGAAGAAGUAUCCCCCAGCCGUUCUAUUCCCCUUACCGAGUCUGUUGAGGCCCUGAAAGUGAUUCUUGACGAUGAUGUGGCUCCCGCUGCUGCUCAUGCCUCUGUUGAGCAGUUUUUUAUCAGCGGGUUUGGUGGUGAAGCCUCAAGCCCAGUUUUGGAUGAAGCACCUCUGGCUUCUUUUUCUACACCCAUGUCCGUGACUCCUUCUUUACCGAUCUCGGCUGUUUCCGUUCCUCCCCUGACUGUCUUUACUACUUGUACUGUUCCUACUUCUACUGUUCCCCCUACAGUCAUUCACCAUGCUGAAGUCGGCUCCUCAAGUAGGAGUGGAGCUAUGAGGCAAGUGGUCAUUAAAGUCACCACUGAGGGCAAUCUCUUAAGAAAAUCGGGUCAAGCAGAUGUAUGACUAAAGACCUUAAUUGGACCAAUUUAAAAAGCCAAGCUAGAUAGCCAUAACUCCUUGACUUUUAUGAAUGAUAUUAUGCACGGUUUUUUAAAGGCCAAUCUUAUCGGUAUGGAGAUGAUGAAAAGGAUUGCCCUCUCAGAGUAAUUAGUGCGCGAUUCUCAAUUAGAGGCGUGCAAUUGGAAGGAGCAGUAUGAAAGCCUUCAAAUUGAUGUGGAGUACUUAGAAGAAAGUAAAAGUACCUUGGAGCAGCGGGUACGGGCCUUGAUUUCAGAGUUAGCAGUUGAAAAGGCUUCCUCAAGUCAAGCGGAUAAAAAAAAGGCUCGUCUUGAAACCUCUUUUUUCGAGCAGCUGUCCAAGGCAAGUGAAGAGAUUAGAGAGUUGAAGGCUCUCUUGGGUGAGAAAGAUGCUUAUGCUGGAGAGCUCGUGCAGAAUUUGACUCAAGCACAAGAAGACCUCCGAGCUUCUUCUGAUAAGGUUUGUGCCUUGAAAAGUUCUCAUGCCUCUCUUCAAGCUUCUUACACUUCUGCCUUGGCCGAAAAUGAGAAAUUAAAGAAUGAAAUUGCUGACUGAGAAAGGGAUUAUGAAAUCCUUAAGGAUAAAUCUGCCAUUGAAGUGAGUUGGGCAUUUUUGAAUUCUCGCCGUGAUACCCUAGUUGAAGCUAGCCAAGAGACUUUUGAUUUGGAAUCUGAGUUAGCUAAAAUCAAUGAAACUAUUGAGAAAGCUCAGCAAACUCAAGAUUUUCCUUCUCUCGUGGACGAAGCUUCCGUGAAUGUUGAAGUUGAUAUGGGUAUCCCAACUCCUUCAAGUCCAGUUGAGCCCGCUGCUGUAAACCCAGUUGAGCCCGCUGCUGUUGAUGCAUCUUCUUCCGCUCCUACAUCUUCUUAGUGAUAAGUUUAAGUCAUUUGAAUUUUUUUGUGUUGUUUUGUUUUUUGGAAAAAUUGUGGUAAAACCCUUGGCCUCAUUUGAGGGUUUGUUUUGGAAAUUCAAGUCCCCGGUCCUUUCAUGGGGCAAUUUGUAUAAACAAUUCGCAGUUUAUGACUAAGUUCGUACUUAGUCUUAAGCUAUUUAAG
Nicotiana tabacum (common tobacco) is the source of this 2281-nucleotide messenger RNA. RefSeq lists its product as uncharacterized. The record is from RefSeq and is a predicted model, not a curated record. Lineage: Eukaryota; Viridiplantae; Streptophyta; Magnoliopsida; Solanales; Solanaceae.